AUGACUACCCUUAUCAAUGGAGCUCUGCCAACGCCUCGGCAGCUCCGCUUCGUCAACAAUCAGGGCCAGCCACCCUCGAAGCGAAGACGAGUCAAUGCUGCCAACGGACAUGUUUGCCUUGGGUAUUCGGAUCUUGUCGAGAAGAAGAAGGAGUCGACACACGACUCAGCGAGAGAUUCGAGGGAGGAUACGGAUGGCGACGAGUUUCUCGAACGGGACUUCUCAGACCCCGAUGAGGACGACGAGAAGCGCCAUUCCAAGUCGAAGCAUGGAGCGAAGCAGUACACACUUGGACAGGGCGAGGCGCCGCGGAGGGACUCUGGAGGUUCCAGCACCGUAACGACCGCAUCAAACGCCAGGCCCAGGACGGCGACUAACGACUGGGAUCAGGCACAACACGCGCGCCGACCAACGUAUCCGCGAUCGGUCUCGUUCUCAGAGGAUGGUCGAAGCUCCAACAAUCGCUCCCCCCUGCAAACGCAUCACACGGAGCGCCACAGGGUGCCGUACUUCAGAUACUUCGGACCAACCGCGAUCGUUCCUGGGUACAAACAGAUGGUCGUCAAUAUCUCUGUCAGGGACCGACGUCGGAGUCGGGGUGGCUCCUUUUCCGGCCAGUCUCCUGCCUCUCUGACGUCGGACCAGAGAUCCGUGUUUGCAUCAGCUGUCCAGGCUGAACCCCUUUUCGAAGCUGUCGAAGAUCUGCCUGUCUAUGAUUUGAACGACCAUGCGCCUGUUCAUCAGCUUAUCUUGAACUUGGUUAAAACUUUCUUCCUCCACCUUGGAUGCAAUUACCCCUUCCUUCGCGAGGAGAAAUUCAUCCGCAUGGUCAAGGAGAAGCGUGUGGAACCGAUCCUGGUUGACGCAAUGUGUGCCCUUGCUGCCCGCUUCUCCGAUCUGUCAAUCUUCACAGACGGAAACGAUUCUUCUAUCCCCCGCUCAGAGUACGGAAAUGUGUUUGCGCAGAGAGCAAGAGCCGCAACCGUCGAUACCUUUCCAUGUCCCACAGUAGGUGCGGUUCAGGCCUGCCUCCUUAUGGCCUACGAAGGCUUUGGGGCCAAUCAGGACAGCGCCUUGUGGAUGUAUCUCGGGUUGGCGAUUCGCAUGGCCGUAGAUUUAGGCUUGCAGAAGAUGGUCGGAGUGAUGUAUCAAGGACAGAGAGAUCCAUGGUACACGAGGGCCUGGAAUCGUACCAAUACCGACGACGAACUCACGGAUCAAAAGCAAGGAACUGACGAUGAGACACUGAGUGCCGAAGAGCAGCACGAAGUGGAGCAAGAGAGAAUCGACACCUUUUGGGCGGUGUUCAUCUUAGAUCGUGUCAUCUCCUCUGGUACUGGCCGGCCAGUUACUUUCAGGGACGACGAUUUCGAGCUCACCCUCCCCGAAGCAGCCCUCGAUCCUGCCUCCGGCCUCCCCGCUCCGUUCCCUACCUUCAUUCAGAUCAUUCACUUGUACGGCCGUGCGUCAGAUGUUCUAAACAAUAUCAGGAAUGCACGAGAUUUGACGCAAGACAAGAUGAAGAAGUUGGCGCAAAUGGAGCACGAACUCACCAAGCUCUACCAAAAGCAAGAUCCGCACCUACAUUUCAACGCAUCCAACUUCCAAGACUAUGUCAAAGCAGGGCAGGGCACCACAUUCAUUCUCUUGCACUUCUGGUUCCAUGCGCUCAUCAUCAUUCUCCAUCAACCAACGCUUCUCACGCCGUUCGAAAGCCUAAGUCGCACACAUCAACUCCUGCCAAACAGCCGCGAGCUUUCAAUGUCUAGCGCAAAGACCAUUGCGGACAUCCUUGCCUUUGCGGAACUGAUCGACCCCAAGAGCUUCAUCGGCAAUCCUUUUACGUCACAGCCUAUGUAUAUUGCGGCUUGUGCAUUUCUCAUGGAGUCGGUAGCCAACGCUUCGCAGCCGGCGUCCCGAGAAGUGACGCCACCCGCCGAGAACAAAAAGGAAUAUACACAGUCUGCAAACAUCAAGACCAGUCACGGAGGUCCUUCUUCGAAGCAUUCAUUACUCGCGUCAGCAGCCAAUCAAAAUUACCAGCGGUGCUACAAGUCUCUACAGCAACUGAAUACGUACUGGGGCGGCGUGGGUUAUAUUCUCACUGCCUUAGAUCAAAAGUCCAAGGGGAUAUGGGACUGUGAGACAUACACCAACGAAGAGUACGAGAGCGCCAAAGUGCCGCGAAGGAACUCCCUAAAGCCUUUCCCUCGCUUUGAAAACCCGGCAUCUCCUAACGUGCCUCCCAUCGCCUGGUCGCUUACGGGGACGACCAACUCGCCCAACUCGAGCCUCACGCUACUUUAUCAAAACAAUGCCAGCGCAAUGGCGUCACAUGGGAUACCGACAGCCCAGCAGCCUCAGCAUUCUGGCCCGACAUCGGCUGCAACACCCCCCGGGAACAUGGUAUACGAUCCCAUUCGUCAAAGUCUUCCAGAAACCUCCAUGUUCCCACCGGCAAUUCCACAAGCCCAUCUGUCAGCCGUGAGACACUCUGCCCAACAAGCCAAAGCUCCCCGUGCGCAGCCGCGCAUGUCUACUGGAUCAAGCAGGAACUUUCCUAGAUUCGACUCGCACGCGACAGACACCGCCGGAUCGGCAAGCCCUGAUUCCGGCCGCGGGUUACGGUCGAGUUCCUCCAUGCAUGCUCAGCAACAUCCGCCGUUGCCCACAGCUGCCUUCACCGCUGCUUCCCAUCACCCGUCCAGUUAUGAGACGGGUGGAUUGCCUGCUGGCUCACCCACCAGCGCAUUAAACGACACCUCUGACCCUCGUCAUAGUCACAAUACCCAGAACGUUACCGACAACCUUAGCGGCGGCGGCAACUCUUUCUCGCCAGACUUUGCUCAGAGCGGGCUGGCUUCGGGCUCCUACGCAUACUAUGGGCCGGUGCCCAUUACCGAUGUCAUCACCUUUGACAGCCAGGAGAUCGAACUCGGCAUGCUCGACUUGCCCAACGAGAUGAUGCCUGCCUGGUUUGACUAUCUCCCCGGCGACGUGCUGAACAUGUUUGAGAGCGGCAUGAACGGCGGGGGCAACCACCAGCAUCAUCAGCACAUGGGCUGA
Thyridium curvatum is the source of this 3066-nucleotide messenger RNA. RefSeq lists its product as uncharacterized. The transcript is spliced from 2 exons. Lineage: Eukaryota; Fungi; Ascomycota; Sordariomycetes; Thyridiales; Thyridiaceae. The record is from RefSeq and is a predicted model, not a curated record. Gene Ontology annotation, molecular function: zinc ion binding; DNA binding. Gene Ontology annotation, biological process: DNA-templated transcription. The coding region runs from base 1 to 3066 and encodes 1021 amino acids.